This is a messenger RNA of Aspergillus pseudonomiae, 734 nucleotides long. RefSeq lists its product as uncharacterized. The transcript has a single exon. The coding region runs from base 73 to 534 and encodes 153 amino acids. The record is from RefSeq and is a predicted model, not a curated record. Lineage: Eukaryota; Fungi; Ascomycota; Eurotiomycetes; Eurotiales; Aspergillaceae.
CGUCCAUGGCGAGAACAACUCCCUAACUUGAACUAGGAAGUAUGCACAAAGUAGGUAUCCACCGGAAAUUUUAUGAACUUAGUCAUCAAUGCGUUAUGCAAAAGAAACCGUCAAGAAGAACCUGCAAGAGCUUUUCGGCCAUUAAGACCGUUUCUAGUCAGAAUGGUGGACACCUUACGCAAUGACCCGCGCACGCGACUGGUUGACCGAUCCGGAGUCGCCGCGCGGACAACAGCCUUAUUAUGGGGAAUGGCAUAUUGUGAACGCCUUAGGCCAGGUCGACAACGUUCUUCCCAGGGCGUUAUUCUUAGUAUUAUCUGUGUCAAUGCGGUAGUUCCUCUCCUUUCCAUAAUUACAGACAUCUUGAAUCAUCUUUCAGUCUUUCUCCUCACCCACUACCAAGUAUUCGAAUUUCUUUUAACUUCACCCCGUCAUCUCCUUGCGUUUGUUCCCCUCCUUCUAUUGUCCUUGUCAAGGAACCUUUUCCCUUCUCAUAUUCCCCACCUGGCUUAUCAACCCUCAUCACUACGCUAGUUUUACUGUCAAGUCCCGGUUUCUGCACGGUACCCCCGAAGAUACGAUUCUUAUUCCUCAACCCUCCCCUCUGUCUCAGGGGGAAGGCCUCGUUUGAUCCGUAACCGGCACUUCCGAUUGACAUAGACACUCUUAGUUUUUUUUGAGAAAUUUUUUAGUCAUUUCCAGCCGCAAGUGUCUCAAAAAAAAUAUUAAAAAAA